AUGUCUCAAAUCGAUACAUCUCCAUGGCCUGUAAAAGACAUCGUCUAUACCUCCAUUGUUGGCUCGGUGAUGGCAAUGGCUUUCCUAGAAUGGUUCCUCUGGAUCGGAGCUUUUUUGUAUUGUCUAGUUAAGGUCUAUCAAAAGGCUGAGCAUUGGUCGGUCGCCGUGUUGGCUGUGCUUGUUGGCAUCGUAUUUACACUGUUGAGAUUAAUUUUCCUUCCUAUCAUGGUCGUUACGCUUCCUUUGCCGGACCACAUUACUCAGUACUUUCCAGAGACGGUGGUGAAGGUCCUCCAAUGGUUCGGGUUUUGGACAUUCGCUGCACUGUUGACGGUACCAUGGCUGUUCUGCAUUUAUCAGCUUGUUACCCAUUCGCUUGGACGAACGAAGCGUAUAAAACAGGUUCUCGACGAACACACGGCACCGAAGGUUGUCAUUGUGAUGCCUUGCUACAAGGAAGAGCCCGAUGUCCUGGUCACAGCUGUCGAUUCGGUUGUUGACUGCGAUUACCCACCAUCUUGCAUUCAUGUAUUUCUUUCGUUUGAUGGAGAUCAAGAGGAUGAAUUAUAUCUGAAUACAAUCGAAAAGCUUGGUGUGCCGCUAUCUCUGGAUUCUUACCCAAAGAGCAUCGAUGUCACCUACCGUACUGCCCGGAUCACGGUCUCUCGGUUUCCUCAUGGAGGAAAGAGGCAUUGUCAGAAAGCUACCUUCAAGCUCAUUGAUAAGGUCUACACCGAAUAUCUCAAGCGGAACGAUAACCUCUUCAUUCUGUUCAUCGACUCGGAUUGUAUUCUGGACCGUGUAUGCCUCCAGAACUUCGUCUACGAUAUGGAACUGAGCCCAGGAAACUCGAGGGACAUGCUUGCAAUGACAGGGGUAAUCACAGCGACAACAAAGAAGCACAGCCUUAUCACACUUCUUCAGGAUAUGGAAUACAUCCACGGUCAACUGUUCGAGCGAACUGUGGAGUCUGGCUGCGGAGCUGUCACCUGCUUACCAGGAGCUUUGACCAUGCUGCGAUUCUCAGCUUUUCGAAGGAUGGCGAAGUACUACUUUGCAGACAAGGCAGAACAGUGCGAGGAUCUUUUUGACUAUGGAAAAUGCCAUCUUGGCGAGGAUAGAUGGCUCACACAUCUUUUCAUGAUUGGAGCAAAGAAGCGGUACCAAAUCCAGAUGUGCACUUCAGCAUUUUGCAAGACUGAAGCAGUCCAAACCUAUCGUUCGUUAAUCAAGCAGCGGCGCCGAUGGUUUCUAGGUUUCAUAACGAAUGAGGUCUGCAUGCUGACAGACAUGAGAAUAUGGAAACGCUACCCUAUUUUGGCCAUCGUCAGAUUCAUGCAAAACACCAUUCGAACGACCGCUCUCCUGUUCUUCAUCAUGCUCAUAUCCAUUGUCAGCACGUCUAAAAAAGUCCAGGAUCUACCUGUUGGGUUUAUUGGGAUCUCUCUCGGCCUCAACUGGGUCAUGAUGAUAUACUUCGGCUUUAAGUUGAAGCGAUACAAGAUAUGGCUUUACCCAAUCAUGUUUUGUAUCAAUCCGUUCUUCAAUUGGUUCUAUAUGGUGUACGGUAUCUUCACUGCCGGCCAACGGACUUGGGGUGGACCUCGCGCAGACGCGGGAACAGCGGAUGCCCACACAACUCCUCAGCAGGUUAUUGAGAAAGCCAUGAAUGCUGGAGAUGAUCUGAAUGUUAUUCCGGAAACAUUCAAGCCCGCGGCCGAAGCCCACAAUCACCAACUCGUCCGGGCCAAAAGCACUUUACUACCUCCCGAUCAAGUUGAGGGUCGAUUCACUGCUGCAGAGAAACUUCCAGGAGGCUGGUAUCAGCAAGGAAACGACUCAUCGGUGGUCAGUAGUGGACCCGGUCCACUAUCAACUGCCCCGGCACGGAAUCCUUUGAACCCAAGAGACUCACUCGACAGUAAUUUUUCUCAAGGCACCAAUACGUCAGUAUACAUGCCGCGAAGAGUUGAGAGCAUUAUGGGAGAGGAAGACAGGAAGAAAUACGCUAUGGCGCAAGCCAGUCAACGAGAUCCCGGGGGUGCUUAUUUCAUGGGCGGGCCUCCCCUGGGUAAUAUGUACCGCCCAGGCCAUGUGUAUGAGAUAAAGGAAACAGAUCUCAGAAAGGCAGGCUUUAGGGAUUCGGUGGAGUCGUUGGAGUCCUAUCAUGAUCGACCAGACCAAAAGCAGAUCGAAGGCUAUAACGGCAUGGAUGGAUCACCAGAGCAAUACCCACCUGAGACAUCGCCAGGUUCUGGUCCUUUGAGCGUACCGCAGUCCACUUCUUCGGGCCAGAACAGGAGAAGUGGAAGAAGCCCGUUGGCCAGAGUCAGCUUGAUCAGGACCUCAUCAAAUGAUGAACCGGGCAUUGAACUGGAGGAUCAGAGACAUCAAUCACCAUCUCCAGAUUCGCACCGACAAUCCCUGUCGAAAGCGGGGCCAUCUCGUGGUCCUUAG
This is a messenger RNA of Hyaloscypha bicolor E, 2457 nucleotides long. RefSeq names its product glycosyltransferase family 2 protein. Gene Ontology annotation, molecular function: chitin synthase activity. Bases 1 to 2457 code for a protein of 818 amino acids. The transcript is spliced from 4 exons. The record is from RefSeq and is a predicted model, not a curated record. Gene Ontology annotation, cellular component: cell septum; cell periphery. Lineage: Eukaryota; Fungi; Ascomycota; Leotiomycetes; Helotiales; Hyaloscyphaceae.